This is a messenger RNA of Gossypium raimondii (Peruvian cotton), 3367 nucleotides long. Its product is annotated as auxin response factor 2A. Gene Ontology annotation, cellular component: nucleus. The record is from RefSeq and is a predicted model, not a curated record. The transcript is spliced from 15 exons. Gene Ontology annotation, molecular function: DNA binding; protein binding. Gene Ontology annotation, biological process: regulation of DNA-templated transcription; response to hormone. The coding region runs from base 498 to 3050 and encodes 850 amino acids. Lineage: Eukaryota; Viridiplantae; Streptophyta; Magnoliopsida; Malvales; Malvaceae.
UCAGAGACCGAUGCCAGAAAAAAAAUCAGAGAGAAAGAAAGAAAGAGAGAAAAAAGCUUUAUUUUUAUUUGUAAAUUUCUUUUUUUUUUCUUUUGAAGAGUGUACGAGCUCUGAUAUCUGCUGCAAUUUAUACAGGUUGAUGGGAAGGAGAUUAGAGGCCGAGCAGUGAGUUGUUUGUGUUUUGGCAGGAGGAAAGAGGAAGAGUGACAGCGACUAGAGAUAAAAAGUGGAAAGAAAGAGAGAGAGAGAAAGAGAGAAAUAAGAAUUGAUUGACUGAUGCAUAAAUCAAGAAGAUUGAUGUUGAAUUGAGACAGAUAUAUGCUUGUUUUGGUGGUUUUGAUCAGAGUCUCAGGAAAAGUUGGGGGUUUUACGAGAGUGGUGAUGGUGGAUUGAGUUGAAUUCGAGUUAGGGUUUAUAGUUUAAGGAAUUUGAGACUAUUAGAUGGAAGAUCUGAGCUGAAAACAUUUGGCGGAGAAAUGACAGCUUAGGAGGUAUCAAUGAAAGGAAAUUGUGUUAACGUAAGAGGAGGAGAAAGCUGUUCUUCUGGUUACAGUGAGUCAAUGGAUGCUAGGAAGACCAUGGAAGGGCAAAAUGGUCAUUCCACUCAUCAAGCUGCCAUCAGAGACCCUGAAACAGCGCUGUAUACGGAGCUAUGGCAUGCAUGUGCGGGACCGCUGGUGACCGUCCCUCGCGAAGGAGAGCGCGUGUUCUACUUUCCUCAAGGUCACAUAGAACAGGUUGAGGCGUCUACUAAUCAGGUUCCAGACCAGCAUAUGCCAGUGUAUAAUCUUCCAUCUAAGAUCCUUUGUCGGGUGAUUAACGUUCAACUAAAGGCUGAACCAGAUACCGAUGAGGUUUUUGCACAAGUGACUCUACUUCCUGAACCUACUCAGCAAGAUGAGAAUACCGUGGACAAGGAGUCUCCCGUUCCUCAACCACCAAGGUUCCAUGUUCAUUCCUUUUGCAAGAUCUUGACUGCCUCAGAUACAAGCACCCAUGGUGGGUUUUCCGUUCUCAGGCGGCAUGCGGAUGAAUGUCUUCCACCAUUGGACAUGUCACGGCAACCUCCAACCCAGGAGUUGGUUGCUAAGGAUUUGCAUGGAAAUGAGUGGCGAUUCCGACAUAUCUUCAGAGGUCAACCACGAAGGCACUUGCUUCAAAGCGGCUGGAGUGUAUUUGUUAGCUCCAAGAGGCUUGUUGCAGGGGAUGCGUUUAUAUUUUUAAGAGGUGAGAAUGGAGAAUUGCGUGUUGGUGUACGACGCGCAAUGAGGCAGCAGGGCAAUGUUCCUUCAUCAGUAAUAUCAAGUCACAGCAUGCAUCUUGGUGUGCUUGCAACAGCAUGGCAUGCCUUCACAACAAAAACCAUUUUCACAGUGUAUUACAAACCUAGGACAAGUCCGGCUGAGUUUAUUGUUCCAUUUGGUCAGUACAUGGAGUCAUUAAAGAAUAAUUACUCAAUAGGUAUGAGGUUUAAAAUGAGGUUUGAAGGGGAAGAAGCUCCUGAACAGAGGUUUACUGGAACAGUGGUCGGGAUUGAGGAUGCUGAUCCCAAAAGGUGGCAGGAUUCCAAGUGGAGAUGUCUCAAAGUGCGAUGGGAUGAGACGUCUUCCAUACCUCGUCCGGAGAGAGUUUCUCCUUGGAAAAUUGAACCUCCUUUAGCUCCUCCUGCCUUAAAUCCCCUUCCAAUGCCCAGGACCAAAAGGCCUCGAUCCCAUGCAGUACCUUCAUCCCCUGAUUCCUCUGUGCUGACUAGGGAAGGUUCAUCCAAAGUUACUAUAGACCCAUCGUCAGCUAGUGGGUUGUCAAGGGUUUUGCAAGGCCAAGAAUUCUCGACCUUGAGAGGCAACUUUGCUGAGAGUAUUGAGUCGGACACUGCUGAAAAGUCAGUGAUGUGGCCUCCUUCUGUAGAUGAUAAGAACAACGAUGUUGUUUCUGCUUCAAGAAGAUUUCCAUCAGAGAAUUGGAUGUCCUCUGGGAGGCAUGAACGAACAUGCACAGAUCUGCUCACGGGGUUUGGGUCAAAUGCUGAGUCCUUGCAUGGCUACUGUUCAUCCUUGGUUGAUCAAACUUUAGUGGCUGGUAAUUCAACGAGAAAACAAUCACUACAUCAAGAAGGAAAGCUUGGCUCUUGGUCGCUCAUGCCCUCUGGUCUGUCACUCAAGUUGGCAGACACCAAUGCAAAGUCUCCACUGCAAGGUUCUGAUGUGCCUUAUCAAAUGCGAGGAAAUGGUAGAUGUAGUGGUUUUGAUGACUAUCCUAUACUUCAAGGUCAUAGGAUUGAACACUCGCAUGGAAACUGGUUGAUGCCUCCCCCCACUUCAUCUCAUCAUGAAAGCAAUCCAGUCCAAUCAAGAGAUUUAAUGCCCAAAACAUCAUUUGUACAAGGGCAUGAGAAUGGAAAAUAUAGAGAAGGAAAUUGUAAACUCUUUGGUAUUCCUCUCAUUAGAAAUUCUGUUGCAUCAGAGCCGACCGUCUCUCAUACUAAUGCCUUGAGUAAGCCUGUGGCUCAUAUGCAAGCUGCAUCCCACCAAGUUCUUGAAUUUGUGUCUGCUCAAAAUUCUGAAAAGUUGAAGGUCUUGCAAUUGGCAGAGGUGGAGGACCUGUCUAAUUAUAACGAGCAGGAGAAACAGCCUCGUACACGAGAGAUUCAAAGCAAACCUUCAAGUGCCUCAACUAGGAGUUGUACCAAGGUUCACAAGCAGGGGAUUGCUCUUUGUAGGUCGGUGGACCUUACUAAGUUCAAUGACUAUGAUGAACUGAUUGCUGAGUUGGAUGGAUUAUUUGAAUUUAAAGGCGAGUUAAUGGCCCCUAAGAAGAAUUGGCUCGUUGUUUAUACUGAUGAUGAGGGUGAUAUGAUGCUUGUUGGAGAUGAUCCCUGGCAGGAAUUUUGUGCCAUGGUUCGCAAGAUUGGUAUCUACACUAGGGAGGAGGUCCAGAAAAUGAAGCCAGGAUCAUUGAGUUCAAAGGGUGAGGACAAUUCAGUUUCCACAGGAGGCGUAGAUGGAAAGGAAAUGAUGUGUCCAUCAGCAUCUAGUGCAGAGAAUUGUUAGCUUUCUGUUAUGAGGCAUAAGGAGUGGUAUGCUAUAGUGACAUUGCAAAUGGUUAGAACAUGGAUCGGUUUGAGUUGAAAAGUGACAGUUUAUCAGAUGUAGAUGGUGGCAGGAGUAGUAUAGUCAAAUUUUGCACUUGUUGUGAAGGUAAUACUGUACGAUGUCCACUAUAUAUAACAUAAAUUAUGUAAAAUCCGAAUCAAUCAGGGUGUCCUUUUGUCUCGUGUACAGAGGUAGUCAUACCUUCGUAUUGUGAUAUGUGAAUGUAAGUUAAAUACAUAAUCUAAUGUUUCAAUUAAGCAAUAUCAUUGGUAAAA